Messenger RNA from Nicotiana tabacum (common tobacco), 1518 nucleotides. RefSeq names its product protein trichome birefringence-like 13. Gene Ontology annotation, molecular function: O-acetyltransferase activity. Lineage: Eukaryota; Viridiplantae; Streptophyta; Magnoliopsida; Solanales; Solanaceae. Gene Ontology annotation, cellular component: Golgi apparatus. The record is from RefSeq and is a predicted model, not a curated record.
UAAAUUCCGGGUAAACUUAUUUCCAACCAAACGAAAAAACAAAAGAAAAAAAAAUGUAUGCUCCGGAUCUGCAGAACUUGGAACUCGCAAGGACAGAGAGCAAAGGCGCAGAGUGAAAGUGAUAGCGUGCAACCUCAGUGUCCAUGGCUAAUCAAUUGAAGAAGCUGAAACAGCCUUCUUCGUCAUUUCUCUCUCCAUCUUGCCUAUUUCUCUCUCUACUCUCUCUCACUUCUCUCUUCCUCGCUUUCUCUCUCUUCAACACCUCAUCUCAAAGCACUCCAUCGAAGAGCAAAUUGUUAUACUCCAACUCCUGCAACUUCACCCACGGCCAAUGGAUUUACGAACCGAGUAUCAAGUCCCCGCGCUACGACGACAGCUGUAAGGAGAUCUACAAAGGAUGGAGUUGCAUUGGCAGUAAAAAAUCCAAUGCUCUUGACAUUGUUAAGUGGCGCUGGAAACCCUAUCAAUGUGAUUUCCCUCAAUUCGAUCCUCUCUCAUUUCUUCACCGCUUCAAAAACACCAAUAUCGGGUUUGUUGGGGACUCCUUAAACAGGAACAUGUUUGUUUCACUUUUCUGCACUUUGAAGCGGGUCUCUGGCGAGGUGAAAAAGUGGCGCCCUGCUGGGGCUGAUCGUGGUUUUACCUUUCUAAAGUACAACCUUACUAUCUCGUAUCAUCGGACAAAUCUUCUGGCUCGUUACGGUAGGUGGUCAGCCAAUGCCAAUGGAGGGGUACUGGAAUCUCUUGGAUAUAAGGAGGGUUAUAGAGUGGAUGUUGAUGUACCAGAAGGAACAUGGGCGGAGGCACCGAGUUUCCACGACAUUCUCAUCUUUAACACGGGUCACUGGUGGUGGGCUCCUUCAAAGUUUGAUCCAGUAAAGUCACCCAUGCUUUUCUUUGAAAAGGGCAAUCCUGUGGUGCCUCCAGUGUCCCCUGACAGGGGACUUGAUAUGGUAUUAAAGCAUAUGAUAUCUUAUGUGGAUAAAAAAAGGCGACCGAGCACGACAUUGUUCAUGCGAACCCAAUCCCCACGGCAUUUUGAAGGAGGAGACUGGGACCAAGGUGGCUCUUGCCAGCGCUCGCGGCCUCUCUCGCCUCAAGAAGUGGACGAACUCUUUUCCCUUCAAAACAACGGAACAAAUGUGGAGAGUCGCCUUGUGAACCAGCACCUAUACAAGGCCUUUGAAGGCACUAGAUUUCACAUGCUGGACAUAACUCAUAUGAGCGAGUUCAGAGCAGAUGCCCAUCCAUCUACAGCAGGUGGCAAGAAACAUGAUGAUUGCAUGCACUGGUGCUUACCAGGAAUUACUGAUACCUGGAAUGACUUGUUUGUAGCAUAUUUAAGCAAUAUCAAAGACAGGACCUAAGUUAGGAUAAUUUAAUUCUUUUUCUAGAAUUCUUUGCUGUUAGUUUGAUACAAUUUUCUCCCCUUAAGGGAAUUUUGUUAGAACUUGGUUGUGUACAUCUCUCCUCUAUACUAAUAGUUAGCAUCUGGAAAAGCUCAAUUUUCAUGCCUAA